GGAGCAGCAUCCAAUACCGGGGGGAAGCUCAUAAACACAGGCCCCGGGGCUGAUGCAAAAGCCUUCCUACCGAGCUUCUCUCCAGUCUCGGUGAAGAGCCGCUGGACCGCCCAAUUGCUACAUUGCUUAGGCUAUGAUUGCAAUUCCGCAGCUUACAGGAUGUUGAACCGGGAACGGGAGAGGGAGGAGAUGGUGGGCCCCGUUGCCAAAGGCAAUCCCGGAAAAGACAGAAGGAUGAGUUUAGGGUGGCCCGUGGUCCUAGAGCUGGAAGGGAAAGUAAAGGGACUUUAAGACUCCAACAGACGCUCUAACUCCAGCUGUGCCCCUAAGCUUUACUUCCCUCCAAGAUCCAGACCGUAGCCAGCUAGAGGGGAUGCGAACAGAAGCCAGGAAUAUGACUCACUGAUUAAAAAGGACGUUUCCAAGUACUUUGCACUUUUGGUUGUGUAUUAUGGAUACCAAGGAGGAGAAGAAGGAACAGAAGGAACGGAAACAGAGUUAUUUUGCUCGACUAAAAAAGAAAAAACAAGCCAAACAAAAUGCAGAGAACAUCUCAGCUACAGCCACAAGGAUUCAUUCCGGGAAAGAAGAAGCUAAUUCAGUCAUUUCAGAACAAGACAAGUCCAACAUUGCAGUGGAGGGGGAACAUAGCACUGAUGAGAAAAAGAAGAGAAAAAACAACCAGUUAAAAGAAAUCAGGCGCACGGAACUGAAGAGAUACUACACUAUUGAUGACAAUCAAAGCAAAACUCAUGAUAAAAAAGAGAAGAAGAUGGUGGUACAGAAGCCCCAUGGUACCAUGGAAUACACUGCCGGAAGCCAGGACACCCUCAACUCCAUUGCACUGAAGUUUAACAUCACUCCCAAUAAAUUAGUGGAACUGAAUAAACUCUUCACACACACUAUUGUUCCAGGCCAGGUCCUGUUUGUGCCAGAUGCCAACUUCCCUUCUAGUACCUUACGGCUCUCAUCAUCCACUCCUGGUGCUACCGUCUCUCCAUCAUCAUCAGAUGCAGAAUACGAUAAGCUGCCUGAUGCUGACCUAGCAAGAAAGGCCUUAAAACCCAUUGAGAGGGUCUUAUCGUCGACUUCUGAAGAAGAUGAGCCAGGUGUCGUGAAAUUUCUCAAAAUGAACUGUCGCUACUUCACAGAUGGAAAGGGUGUGGUUGGAGGUGUCAUGAUUGUCACUCCCAACAAUAUCAUGUUUGACCCUCAUAAGUCCGAUCCCUUGGUGAUCGAAAAUGGGUGUGAAGAGUAUGGCCUCAUCUGCCCCAUGGAAGAGGUGGUCUCCAUUGCCCUGUACAACGACAUUUCCCACAUGAAGAUCAAAGAUGCUCUGCCAUCUGACCUACCUCAGGAUCUUUGUCCUCUGUACAGGCCUGGAGAGUGGGAAGACCUGGCUUCAGAAAAAGAUAUCAAUCCAUUCAGUAAGUUCAAGUCGAUCAACAAGGAAAAACGACAACAGAGUGGAGAGAAAGCCCUCGCUUUAGAUCCCAAAUCAAUGGGCUCUCCUGAGGAGGCAACAGAAUGUACACAGAUGAAGGCCUCAGACAGCUCUGAGUCAUGGAAAUUAAAGAAACUGGAACCUUCCAGGGAGACAGCCAGUGAGUCUCCCUCCAUGACUCAGCUCAGCAAGGGACCUUCUGACACCCAUGCUGCCUUGGAAUCUACAGCCAAAGAAAACUGCCUUUUGGGAGAAGAUGAUGACUUUGUGGACUUGGAGGAACUUUCUUCUCAACCUGGGAGUGGGAUGGACAAAGGAGACGCCACAAAGGAAGACCUUUCCUGUGACCCAAAGAAGGGUGAGCCCCGAACUAUCCUGUCUGCCAAGGAAACGCAAGAGCGGUCGUCCCUGAACCUCACAGGAAUAGAGAGUGAUUCGGAACUGAAGGGGGCCCUAGAUUUAGAAACCUGUGAGAAGCAAGAUAAAGUGCCAGAAGUAGACAAACGGUCUGGAUCCCCAGAAAACCAGGUGGAGAGCACGCUGAACAUCCACGAAGACCUAGAUAAAGUUAAACUCAUUGAGUUUUACCUAACUAAAAACAAAGAAGGGCCACCGUUUUCUGAAAAUGUACAGAAGUCAGAGCUCACUGACAGCAAAAGUAUUGAGCCAGGAGGAAUAGACAUCACACUUAGUAGCUCUCUUCCCCAGGCAGGUGACUCCUCCCCACCUGAGGGCAACAAAGAGCCAAGUACCAUCUGGGUAAAAGAGAGAGAGAGCCUUCCCCUGAAACUGGACCCUAGUGCAGAAGACAAUGUAAUUAACAACAAAGAGGCUCUGGAGUCUUUGGAACCAUCUCUGGACAAGAACUGUCAAGGGGCACAAAUGGAUAAUAAAUCUGAGAUUCAGUUAUGGCUGUUAAAGAGAAUUCAGGUACCCAUUGAAGAUAUACUGCCCUCCAAAGAAGAAAAGAGCAAGACCCCGCCCAUGUUUCUGUGCAUCAAAGUGGGAAAGCCCAUGAGGAAAUCCUUUGCCAGUCACACCACCGCCAUGGUCCAGCAGUACGGCAAGAGAAGGAAGCAGCCAGAGUAUUGGUUUGCUGUUCCCCGCGAGAGGGUGGACCACUUGUAUACUUUCUUUGUUCAAUGGUCUCCGGAUGUCUAUGGGAAAGACGCCAAGGAACAAGGCUUUGUGGUGGUGGAGAAAGAAGAACUGAACAUGAUUGACAAUUUCUUCAGUGAGCCGACCACCAAGAGCUGGGAGAUUAUCACUGUCGAAGAGGCAAAACGCAGGAAGAGCACUUGCAGCUACUAUGAGGAGGAAGAGGAGGAGGAGGAAGAGGGACUGCCCAUCUUGCAACCCCACAGCGCGCUCCUGGAGAACAUGCACAUUGAGCAGCUGGCCCGACGCCUUCCAGCCAGGGUGCAAGGCUAUCCAUGGAGACUGGCUUACAGCACCUUAGAGCAUGGAACAAGCUUGAAAACCCUCUAUAGGAAAUCAGCAUCUCUAGAUAGUCCUGUUCUGCUGGUCAUCAAAGACAUGGAUAACCAGAUAUUUGGGGCAUAUGCAACUCAUCCCUUCAAGUUCAGUGACCACUAUUACGGCACGGGCGAAACUUUUCUCUACACCUUUAGCCCUAAUUUCAAGGUCUUUAAGUGGAGUGGAGAGAACUCCUAUUUUAUCAACGGAGACAUAAGUUCCUUAGAACUUGGUGGUGGAGGGGGCCGGUUUGGUCUGUGGCUAGAUGCCGACUUAUACCAUGGACGCAGCAACUCGUGCAGCACAUUUAAUAAUGAUAUUCUCUCCAAAAAAGAAGACUUCAUAGUUCAGGACCUAGAGGUAUGGACAUUUGAGUGACAUUUAGGCUGCCUUAAAAUAUGAUGUCAAAAAGACUGGGUUAGACUAGCCCUCUCACUGGAAGAAGACGAGCCCUAGCCCUGCCUGCCUCAUCUCACAGCAAGGCUUACUUUCUGCCAUCAUCCCAGAGCAUGAUAACAACGCAGAAAGAUUCUGAAAGGUACCCGCAGAGGGCCCAUGCUGAAGACAUCUUUCUGAAGACAGAAAUCUGAAGUCCAGAUUGUUAAAAAGACUUUGGGCUCCCACCGCUUUCAGACCCACGCCGUGAGAAAUCAGAGUGUUUAUAGAUGUAUGAGUUGAAUGCAAUUUUUAUUUUUGGUAACUGUGAAAAACAAAGAUACUGUGGAAAUAUAUACCUGCCUUGUGUAUUUAUCAACAUAAUUUACCAAAUGUAUAGUUAUUGUUUGCCAUGGAAAACUGAAUCUGAUUAGGGAAAUUGAAAGGACAUAGCACUUAAAGGGAAUAUCUGAUUUUUCAAGCUGUUUUUAUUUAUUGUUUCUAGUAUAUUGUCUGAAAUAUGUUGGCAUUUUUUUCUUUUAAUGUGUCAAAUCCUGAAAUAAAGAAAUGUGUACCUUUUGUGCUUAUAUUUGGGGAACAAGUCUCUUUUGAUUUAUGUAGUUGGAUACUCAUUUUUUUUUUUGCCCUGAUUAUUUAGGGUGAGAUAGUCUUAAUGUUUUAAGACUAUGUAUCUCUCUAUACAUGCAUUUUCCAAAGCUCAUUACCAAUGUUCAUUGAUCUGACUAUUAUAGACAAGCUUUUCGUUUAUUUUUUAAAGGACACUUUGAUACCCUAAGCAUUUGUGUGAAGCAGAACAUGGUAUCUCUCACAGUUGUAAGUUGGUGUCUAUCAAAACGGGAACCUUUAUGAACGUGGACGUACAACAAAUCCUACUUCUGAAAAGAGAAUGUUCUGCUUCUUAUGAAAUUGUGUAUUCAUAAUAGUAACUUAGUUUUUAGUUUUCUCUUUGUUUUUGUUUUUUUUUUUUUUAAUACAGGUUCCUUCCAGGUGUUUACAUGAAUGAGUAGCCCUCUGUUUUAAAGGGGAGUGUUUAAUUUCUCCAUUUUUAAUGUCAGAUGAAAAUGUCAAGUUGGACCAAUUUUCUUGGUUUCUCGAAUUCUAUUGGAGGAAAAACAAAACAGUGUAAAGAAUUGCAUUUAUAUCACAAUUGAAAGAAAAAAGAGAACUCUAUUUUUUAAAGUAGAAACUCAUUUUUCACAUCGUAAGACAUCUUUUAUUUUAAACAGUAAGAAAUAAAAUCAUUAACUUUGUUGAUUGCCACCCUUUUAUGAAAGCCAAAGACUACUAAUGGGAAUUUUUUUUUUCAAUAAUAGCCAAAGCUGAAAAGUAGUCUAUCACAAAUUAUUUCCCCACUCAUUAUUGAAAGGAAAAUUAGCAUACUGUGUUUACAUAUCUGUUUACGUUCAGGAUAUUUUCUUUAAGUUUUUCUUCAAUUUUAGACUCCUUGUAAGAAAAGAACACACCCAGUGGCCUCUGUCACAUCAUCAAUUGUUAUACUCACUGCCAUUCCGUGCUAGUUUAAUGAAUGCUAUAAAAUUUUAAAUCUGUAGACCAGAUACACACUUUUCACCGGCAUUCUCCCAUUGAGGACUCUUGGUUAAAAACACAUAAUUUGAACUUGGUCUGCUCAUACUCAUGAGUUGGUGAGAUCCCAGAAAUAUCUUGUGGUGAUUAUGCUCACCAUGGAUGCCAUUUGUAACCACAUGCUGUUAAUGAACAGGAUGGUCAGUUUGCCUAUAGAUCACUCUUACCUAGUUUAGUCCAUGACGCUAUACUCGUGAGAGCAUAAUCCAGAUGCUGUAUUCUCUAUUUAAAACAGUAUUGUCUGAACAGGAAUGUGUGGUCCUUCAUUAUGGAUAUCAACUACAUGUAAUGCAGUGCUAUUCCAAUAUUUUCAAUAAAGGAAUUUAUGCA
Peromyscus maniculatus bairdii (prairie deer mouse) is the source of this 5230-nucleotide messenger RNA. It is a transcript of the gene Ncoa7, whose product is annotated as nuclear receptor coactivator 7. The record is from RefSeq and is a predicted model, not a curated record. Gene Ontology annotation, cellular component: nucleus. Gene Ontology annotation, biological process: regulation of transcription by RNA polymerase II; response to oxidative stress. Lineage: Eukaryota; Metazoa; Chordata; Mammalia; Rodentia; Cricetidae.